AUGCUAUUUCUUCAACUUCUCCUGCUUUCUGUUGUCCUCCCAGGAAGCUUCAAUGCAGAGGUGAUCCAUGGAUAUACCACAUUUCGUCUCAUCCAGAUCUCACACUAUGCUAACGAAUCCUGGGCACAAACUUGGGGCUCUGGUUGGCUAGAUGAAUUACAGACUCAUGGCUGGGACAGUGAAUCAGGAACAAUAAUUUUUCUGCACACUUGGUCCAAGGGAAACUUCAGCAAUGAGGAGUUGACUGACCUGGAGCUGCUUAUCCGUGUGUAUCUAAUUGGGGUAACUCAGGAGAUUCACACGUAUACCAAAGACCUGGGGUUUAAGUAUCCCUUUGAAUUACAAGUAACAUUUGGCUGUGAGCUGUCCUCCAGAGAGAGCUUCAAAGGCUUCACACAGGCAGCUGUGGAAGGAUCAGAUUUUCUGAGUUUACAAAACACAUCCUGGGUGCCAUCUCCAGGAGGUGGGAAUCUGGCCCAGAAGGCGUGUGAUCUCCUCAAUCAGUAUGAAGGCAUCAAGGAGACAGUGGAGAGCCUCAUGAGCAAAACCUGUCCCCGGUUUCUGUUGGGCAUCCUGGAUGCAGGAAAGAUGUAUCUUCAGAGACAAGUGAGGCCAGAGGCCUGGCUGUCAAGCUCCUCUAUCGUUGGGUCUGGCAGACUCGUGUUGGUUUGCCAUGUCUCUGGCUUCUACCCAAAGCCAAUCUGGGUGAUGUGGAUGAGGGGUGAGCAAGAGCAAGUGGACAGCAAGCGUGAUGAUGUUCUUCCCAAUGCCGAUGGGACUUGGUAUGUUCGUGUGAUCCUGGAGGUGAAAGCUGAGGAUGCUGCUGGUUUGUCUUGUCGUGUGAAACACAGCAGUCUAGGAGACCAGGACCUCAUCCUCUACUGGGAACACAGUCUCUCCAUGAACUUGAUCUUGGCACUGAUCAUGCCCUUGAUCCUUUUGAUAGUACUUGUGUUAUGGUGUAAGAAGCGUUGGUCCUAUCGAUAUAUUCCAUGAGAUGCCUCACCGAGCUUCCCACAUUGCAAUGAGAAGCCAGCUGUGUGAGAACUCAGAACAAUUCAG
This is a messenger RNA of Perognathus longimembris pacificus (Pacific pocket mouse), 1062 nucleotides long. RefSeq names its product CD1c molecule (gene Cd1c). Gene Ontology annotation, biological process: positive regulation of T cell mediated cytotoxicity; antigen processing and presentation, exogenous lipid antigen via MHC class Ib; immune response. The transcript has 6 exons. Bases 1 to 996 code for a protein of 331 amino acids. Gene Ontology annotation, cellular component: external side of plasma membrane. Lineage: Eukaryota; Metazoa; Chordata; Mammalia; Rodentia; Heteromyidae. Gene Ontology annotation, molecular function: endogenous lipid antigen binding; exogenous lipid antigen binding; lipopeptide binding. The record is from RefSeq and is a predicted model, not a curated record.